UCAGAUUGCUUGCUUACCUAAUGUAUAUGUCAGUGUUAUCUACUGGGUCGAGGUAUGCCUUGCUACAGAGCAGUGCGCAGGGCGUGGGAGGGGUGGACAUAUUGGUGAAGAGAAGGGAGUCAAAAAAAACACGGCCUAGAGGGAUGGCGGAUCCUGAACAUAAGGAUGAGGAGGGCGCACCUCGCUCACAUCCCCAACAGAAGGACGAUGACGAAACAUACAACCCACAUAUCCAGGAAAAGGGCGACAAUAGCUCUCUUCUCUCCCAAUCCCCACAGAAGGAAGUUGAGGAUACCUGUCUCCCACAUCCCCAGAAGACAGAAGAAGAUAAGACGUCUCACCCACGUCCCCAGCAAACGUACGUCAAGGGCACGGUCAAAUAUCAACCCAUCGGGAUAAAGAAAGCCUCGAGUGACCCAAACCGGCGCAGGUGGAAUAUAUGGCUCUCCACUGCUUCACACGCGACUCCAUCACGAGCAGACAUAGACCUCUUCUACGCCAGCUGGGUCGGGGACCUGAUGAAGGUGAAGCGGCUCCUGACUACACCGGGAGUCGUCAUCAACUGUAGAGUGGGAUGGGGGAGCAGGACAUCGGUGAUGUGGGCAGCACGGGGGGGACACACAGAGGUGGUGGAGCUCCUGGUGAAGGAAGGAGCUAAUGUGUCACUGGUGGACAAGUACGGUAACAACAUCCUUCACCUCGCCUUUCGGGGAGGAAACAUGGAGACGGUGGAGUUGGUGCUGUCACUGAACGUGGUGGACAUCGACGCCAGGAACAAGCUGGGGGAGACAGUGGCUGACCUGGCGAGACUCGGGGGACGUCAACGACUGGCGGAUCUCCUGGUGUCCCGUGGCGUUCAGUGACGUCAGUGUUGUGUUUGUGUAGACGGUGGAGGGGGACAUGAUGUUACAGACAUUGACGUGGUGUACCGUGCACGUCGUCGUGUUUUAUAUUCCCGGAUUUGGUGAGAAUGUUUGUUGUGUUUGAGGAGAAAUAAAACUUGUUAAAAAUA
Haliotis rufescens (red abalone) is the source of this 1012-nucleotide messenger RNA. Its product is annotated as ankyrin repeat domain-containing protein 2-like. The record is from RefSeq and is a predicted model, not a curated record. Bases 21 to 863 code for a protein of 280 amino acids. Lineage: Eukaryota; Metazoa; Mollusca; Gastropoda; Lepetellida; Haliotidae. Gene Ontology annotation, molecular function: protein binding. The transcript is spliced from 4 exons.